CCAGCGCCAGCACCAACAUUGAAGCUUCUGCAAAGUUUCUGGAAACUCAAUCAUUCCUCUGUGCCCAAUACUAUACACUUAAUAUUCCCAUUCUCUCUAGCAUCACAUUUCAAGAAAGAUGUAUUCCAAGUUCUGGCCCCGGGGAGGUCUCCCGGGCAUUCUGCACCACUACACCGAAACCCUCGUCGCCUUCGAACACACCAGCCACGUCCGCCAACCCAACAGCAUCCUUUUCGUGGGUGGUCUCGGCGAUGGGCUGGCCACGACCUCCUACGUCGCUGACCUAGUGAAACUCCUCCCACAAGACUACUCGCUCUUCACACUCAACCUCACUUCCUCCUACAACUCGUGGGGGCUGGGCCACCUGGACCGCGACACAAACGAGAUCACGCAAUGCCUGAACUACAUCAAGGCAUACAAGACGGAGAAGUACGGGCCGAACAACAAGAUCGUGCUGAUGGGCCACUCGACAGGCAGCCAGUGCGUGCUGCACUACCUGUACCGGCCGAACCCAUUUACGGCCACACACGCCUUCGACUCGGACCUGGAGCACCUGGAGCGCAUGCCGCUGGACGGGGCGAUCAUGCAGGCGCCCGUCUCCGACCGCGAGGCAAUCCAAUGGGUGCUGCACUGGGGGUUCGGCGGCAAGACGCCGGAGCAGGUGCGGGCCGUGUACGAGAAGGCGGAGGCGAUGGCGCGCGAGGCCGUGCGCGACAAGGACCCCAAGUUCGACACCAUCCUGCCGCUGGAGGUCACCGCCAACAUCUGCUACGGCGCCAACGUGCCCAUCAGCGCCCGCCGGUUUCUGAGCCUCGUCAGCCCCGACAGCCCCGGCUCGCCGCAGGAGGACGACCUGUUCAGCUCCGAUCUGUCGGACGAGCACCUGAAGACGACCUUCGGCAUGAUCAAGGACCGCGGCCUGCUGAAGAGUAAGCUGAUGGUGCUGUUCUCCGGCGCCGACCAGGCCGUGCCGGACUGGAUCGAUAAGGAGAAGCUGUUGAAGCGCUGGGCCAACGCUACCGAUCACAAUGGCCAGGUCCAGCUCUGGGAUUACACCUUCAGUGGCAUCAUCCCUAAUGCCUCGCACGCCCUGAGUAAUGACGAUCAGGGCCCGCCCAGGCAGUGGCUGGCCGAGAGGGUGCGGGGCUAUCUGGAACAGUUGGAGAAGCAGUCGUGAUGUAAUUUAGCGUGCAAUUUCAGAAAUAUUCC
Messenger RNA from Aspergillus homomorphus CBS 101889, 1209 nucleotides. It is a transcript of the gene sidJ, whose product is annotated as putative siderophore biosynthesis lipase/esterase. The record is from RefSeq and is a predicted model, not a curated record. The coding region runs from base 119 to 1177 and encodes 352 amino acids. The transcript is spliced from 2 exons. Lineage: Eukaryota; Fungi; Ascomycota; Eurotiomycetes; Eurotiales; Aspergillaceae.